UACACUAUAUAUAUUAACUAUUCAACUAUAUGUAUAUCUCCAAAAAUUCUUUAUUCAUUCACCAUAAUUCUUUAACUUGAAUGGCUACUGUUCAAGUAAGCAACACAAUGCCAGAUUGUUGUUCACCUUUAAAGAAGUCUCCUUCAUUGCGCUAUGGUCGAAAAAAGUCCAUUUCAAGAACAGCUAAUGAGAUUGAUGAUAUCAUUAACCAUUUGCAUGGUUCCGACCCAGUUCGUUUUGAACUUACCCGUCUUGAGAACCAACUACGAGAUAAAGAUAGGGAAUUGGGAGAUGCAUAUGCAGAAAUAAAGGCAUUGAAGUACCAUGAACACGUUAAAGAGAAGGCAGUGGAAGAGCUAAAUGAUGAGCUAAACAAAGUGGAUGAAAAGCUUAAGAAAACCGAAUCCCUUUUGGAUAGCAAGAAUUUAGAGAUUAAGAAGAUUAAUGAUGAGAAAAAGCAUGCUUUGGCUGCACAAUUUGCGGCGGAAGCCACUCUUCGAAGAGUUCAUGCUGCCCAGAAAGAUGAUGAGAUGCCUCCUAUUGAGGCUAUUAUUGCUCCAUUGGAGGCAGAACUCAAGUUGAUUAGGAUGGAGGUAUCAAAGUUGCAGGACGAUAAUAGAGCACUAGACCGUCUCAGUAAAUCUAAGGAAACGGCUCUUUUGGAGGCAGAGAGAACUGUUAAAUUAGCAAUGACAAAAGCAUCCAUGGUUGAUGAUCUUCAGAACAAAAACCAAGAGCUGAUGAAACAGAUUGACAUAUGUCAGGAGGAAAACAGAAUAUUGGAUAAAAUGAACCGACAGAAAGUUUCAGAGGUUGAAAAGCUGACUCAAACUGUUUCUGAGCUUGAAGAAGCUGUUUUGGCUGGUGGAGCUGCUGCAAAUGCCGUGCGUGAUUAUGAGCGCAGACUGCAAGAGACAAAUGAAGAGAAGAAGAUCUUGGACCGUGAAUUAGCUCGUGCCAAAGUUUCUGCAAACCGUGUUGCUGUUGUAGUAGCAAAUGACUGGAAAGAUACUGAUAACAAAGUAAUGCCUGUAAAAAAAUGGCUGGAAGAAAGAAGAGUUUUUCAGGGAGAAUUGCAACAACUAAAAGAGAAACUGGCUAUCGCGGACCGCACUGCAAAGGCAGAAGCACAGUUAAAAGAAAAGUACCAACUCCGUUUCAAAGUUUUGGAGGAAAGAUUUAAAUCAUCGUCUCGUAAUGGUAUUUCAUGUGCUGCUGUCCCAGAAAGAGCUAUCAGCAGUGGACGAGCAGCACGCCAGUCUCUAGGAGGAGUUGAAAAUUUAUCAAGAUCUUCCUCUAGUAGAUUUUCAUCAAGAAAUUUACUUAAGCAUGGAAGUAUAUCAUCAAAAGUAUAUGAUUGCAGUAAAUUAGUAGAUUCCAGUAAGCUAUUCUCAAAUGAACGUGAUCAUGCUGAAGAGCUGAAUAAGUCAAAACCCGAAGAUUUUGUAUCUGGCAGGUUGUAUGAUAUGUUACAGAAGGAAGUCUUAACCUUACAAAAAGCUUGUCAACAAAAAGAUCAAAAUCUCACAGAACGAAACAAUACAAUUGAGAUAUUGACAAAAAAUGUUGAGACAUUGAAUCGGGCGAUGGAGGUAGAGGGGAAAAAAACAAGGAGAGAAAUAGCUGCAAUGGAAAAAGAACUUGCUGCAUUGCGUGUUGGUAGAGAACGCGGCAGCCAUAUGGGACGGCAUACUAGUGUUCCCAGGGCCGUGUUAUGACUUGAGUAAUCCGAAGAGCAAGUUCAAGAGACUCCUGAUCUAGAUAGGUUAUAAAAUUUACUCAAUAAUUAUGUGAAAGAAGGAAUUAUUAGUGUAAUUUGUGUGUCUUAUUGUAUACCCAUGAAGUAAUAUUUAAAUGUACAAUAAAGUUGUCACAUAAUCCAUCAA
Messenger RNA from Erigeron canadensis, 1886 nucleotides. Its product is annotated as microtubule-associated protein 70-1-like. Gene Ontology annotation, biological process: cytoskeleton organization. NCBI's taxonomy places the organism in Eukaryota, Viridiplantae, Streptophyta, Magnoliopsida, Asterales, Asteraceae. The transcript is spliced from 11 exons. The coding region runs from base 81 to 1718 and encodes 545 amino acids. The record is from RefSeq and is a predicted model, not a curated record. Gene Ontology annotation, molecular function: microtubule binding.